GGUAACGUUAAUAUAAACAAAGAAAAAGUCCAGUGCGUCAAAUUCAAUUGCGGCUCGCUACGUUACGUAUCGUAGAGGAAACCCAUCUAGCUACUUAAUUAGGGUUUAGCAUGAUUUCAUAGAUUGACUUGUUAUAGCCUAUUUAACAGUAAAAACACUAUUUGUUUCUCGAUUUCAUCAGGCUCAGCUCAGAGCAGCAUGUCUUAUGCACAGUCUCCCAAAAAGACGGGACUACCAAGAGAAGUCGUGAAAUGGCUGCAAAGCCUCGACUUGUCAUUUUAUCCGAAGAAUGUUCGCAGAGAACUUUCCAAUGGUUAUCUUGUGGCAGAGAUAUUGUCUCGUUAUUACCCGCAAGACUUUCCAGUGCAUUCAUAUGACAAAGGAACAUCACUUUCUGCCAAACAGAGGAACUGGAGCCAGAUAGAGAGGUCUUUACAGAAGCAGAAUUUGCACUUGAUGAAAGAGGUAAUUGAUGGAUCCAUCCACUGUAAACCAAGAGCAGCUGAACUGUUGGUGCAGGAGGUUUAUACUAUUUUAACUAACAGGAGCAUCAGAGAUGUUCAGGGCCCAGAGUCAGACUUCACUGACCAGGAGUACCAGGAGCUUCUACCCACACUGGCCCGCUCCACGGCCUCCAAGGCCAUCAAGAACAACCUGAGGAUAACAGAGAUCAUGGCUGAGCCCGAUAUCAGCACAAACCAGAGGAAGGCAGAAGUCAUCCUAAGCAAGCACCUGGACCACAAGGCUGCAGAGAGGGUUUCUAACCCUGGACGUUUUAAAGUGAAGCCUAAUCUGGGUCGGCCGGCAGCCAAAAAUCUUGUGACAUCCAGCUGCGGCGAUGACACUACAUCAAAGUUCUGCUCCUCGUCGACAUGGAGUGGUGCUGCUGUUUCCUUUAAGGAAAUAAAGGUGCACCAGCCUGCCAGGCGCUCCCUGGUUAACUAUUAAAGGAACUGGAUGGAGUGCUAUAAUUGUAUGUUAAGUUUUUCAAUUUAAAAACAAAAGUGUGAUUUCACAUCAUUUUGGACCAUUAGUAUUACCAUAUCUGUGUCAUAAACAGUGAAAAAGCUAGAGGAGAUACUAAAUACAAAAACUAAAAAGCUAUCAAUCAUUAGAUCUGAGAAAAAUCGUUAAGUUAGUUUUGAUGCUCACAUUGAUUUUACAUUAAUUCGGUUUAGGUGGUGCCCAAAACGGUUUGGGUGCUGCACCAAAGUCUUAUAAUGAUAGGGGAAACACUGGUAUGUGUGUGUAUUUGUGUGUGUGUGUGUGUGUGUGUGUGUGUGUGUGUGUGUGUGUGUGUGUGUGUGUGUGUGUGUGUGUGUGUGUGUGUGUGUGUGUGUUUCACUUGAUGUAUUGAUAUAUUUUUCACAAUUAUUCAAAGCAUAGCCUAUGUUGGAGUAUACUUUGUUUUCGAAGACAGAGGACGUCACUGUUUGUUAUGGCUUAUGUAAUGUUCUAGUGCCUCUUUCAUCAUUUUUAGGCCAUGUCUGUUUGGACCAGUAGGUGGCAGCAACAAGUCACGAGCAGAGCUCUUUUAGACUCAAACUCACUGCUAUAGGUGUACCAUUGACAAAAAGAAGAAAUAAAUGCAGCAGAAAACUGAACCUCGGCCUUGCUGUUCAUAUGUUUGUGUUGUUCACUGUGCUAUUCCAGAGUUCCUUUGCCCUUUAAUGAACAUGCAUCUUCCCUUCUUUACCAUCACUGAGGCAACAGACAUUUUUCUCAAUCUGCAUUCUAAAAAAUUAUGAUCAGCCACCUGCCAAAUCCUGGUAAAAUUAUGCUUCAGAUUAUUACAUUCACUUUGGUAGGCACCACUUUAGGUAACUUAUAACUGAUUCCCAGUGACAUAUAGACAUUAAAGCUUGUUUCUCAUUUAAUCAUUAAUGUUCCAAAUUGUAUAGCCCUUGGUUGAAUAGAUUUCAGCACCUGUAUGGACUGGUGUCUACAUUUAAGGUAUAUUUAAUGAUGCUGUUGAUAACUAAAGGCUUCAUAUGUUUUUCUAUUGAAAUGUCAAUAAAACUUUAAUCCAUGAUAACACAUUAAAUGUGCUGACACAUUUUGUGCCACCUAGAGCAGCAGAAGAAGCUAAUUGUGGGUAAAAAUGCCAUAUCUAUAAUAAAGAUUGUAUUAAAAACUUGUCAAAAAGGAGAUGAUGGGAAGAUGUAUUAGCUUACUCAUGGUUUGCAUACUGGAA
Sander lucioperca (pikeperch) is the source of this 2194-nucleotide messenger RNA. RefSeq names its product spermatogenesis associated 4 (gene spata4). The coding region runs from base 199 to 948 and encodes 249 amino acids. Gene Ontology annotation, cellular component: axoneme. Gene Ontology annotation, molecular function: microtubule binding. The transcript is spliced from 6 exons. The record is from RefSeq and is a predicted model, not a curated record. Gene Ontology annotation, biological process: regulation of cytoskeleton organization. NCBI's taxonomy places the organism in Eukaryota, Metazoa, Chordata, Actinopteri, Perciformes, Percidae.